Messenger RNA from Megalopta genalis, 2886 nucleotides. RefSeq lists its product as uncharacterized. Gene Ontology annotation, molecular function: protein dimerization activity. The record is from RefSeq and is a predicted model, not a curated record. NCBI's taxonomy places the organism in Eukaryota, Metazoa, Arthropoda, Insecta, Hymenoptera, Halictidae.
ACAAGGUGACUCGCGUAACAUUCACGUCUCAAAUAACUUUGAAAUUAUGCUUUUUACAAAAAAUGAUUAAAUACAUGGUUUCAGAAGUGAGUACUUCUGCUUGUAUAUACAUAGAGAGGUUUCUCAGUUUGCAAGAUCAAUUAAUUUGAAGUUGUUUAAGAUGUGUAGGUUAUGUGACUCACCCUGUAUAAUAAUACACUUAUUGACAAACGUACUAAGAUUUAUAUCGUGUUUGGACUCAUUUUAAUCGGAAGAAUCUCAGCUAUUCAUUGAUGCUACAAUUAUAAAAGUAAGACGAAAAUUUACUUCAUUCAGUCGCGGCUGAAUGGCUUUUCACUAUAGUCAUUCUUUUUCCUUUUUCACUAAGAUAAGGCCUCGCUGAGUUCGAGGCAGAGUGGUGAUGGUAACCACGAAAAAGCGAGGUUCUCCCACCGCACCCCAUGCUCCCCGAAAUCCUCUAAGAACUGAAUCCCUUCCAUUCCUUCGGUAAGCUAGUACGGUAGUAUGUAGUGAGGUGAAGGAGAUGCGUGUCGAUGCGAACGCGAACGCCACCGGCCACCCCGACGCCAUGGUCAGUCAUGGUCAUGGACGUUACGGGUUAUUGUGUAAAAAUCAGUGAAAACAUCGACGUUAAGUGGCGUUGACACACCGAUGUUGUGAUUUGUUGAAUAUUGCGAGCUUUAUUGUAUUUUAAAUAUAUAUUUGUUGUAAGUAAAUCAUUUUAUAAGAAUGGACUCAGGCAGCGACAACAUGAGUGCCCCUCCUGCAAAGAAGGUCUGUAAGAAGAGCAAAUUUUAUGACAUUUGGCUGCAUAAUCCAGAAUUUGUGUCGUGGCUUGAAAAGUGUGACAAUCUGGAGAAAGCCAGGUGCAAGAUUUGUGAAAAAAUUAUUAUUGCCAACAAGACCAACUUGCAUAGGCACAAAGAUAGUUCCAUUCAUCAGCAGAAUGUGCAGAUCUUGCAAGAGGUAGCAGGAGAGGGUAUGUCAAGAGCAGGUCUGUUCAAUGAUUCAUUAAAUGUAAAGAAAGCAGAAUUACGAUUUUGUUUGGACGUCGUUGAACAUGACCGCAGCUUUUCUUCGUAUGGACACUUUGUUACAAUGCUACAAAAGGUAUUGCCCGACAGUGAGAUUGCAAAAAGUGUAACCCUCAAGAAAAGUAAAAUGUCUGCAUUAAUUACAAAUGUUAUCAAUUCGUACAUACAGUCAGACACUGCUAAAAAGUUACGGAGCAACUUUUUUUCCAUAAUGCUGGAAGAAAGCAUUGAUAAUGCUGACACAAAAAAUUUAGUGUUUUUAGCUAGAUUCGUUGAAGCAGAUAAAAUUUAUACAUCUUUGAUUGAUUGUAUUAGGGUCAAGGAACGUGCAGCAGAACAUUUAUUCAAAUGUUUGCAGCUCGUUUUAGAGAAACAUGCGCUACCUAUAAGCAACAUAGUUGGUAUAUCCAUUGAUAAUGCUAAUAUGAUGGUAGGCAAACAUAAUUCCUUAGUUUCUCGUUUAUUGAAUAUUAAUAAGGAAAUAGCAGUCUUUCCAUCUGUGUGUCAUUCAAUACAUCUGGUUGCGCAUCAUGCUUGUAACCAUCUGCCACCAUAUAUUGAGACAUUUUUAAAUAAAAUGUAUACAUAUUUCUCAAGAAGUCUACUUAGGCGAACUAUGUCAAGAAAAACCCAACAGUUAAUGAAUAUUAUGCAACAUAAAAUAAUAGAGCCAUGCCCUACUAGGUGGUUAGCACUGUCAGAGUGCAUUAAGGUCAUUCUCCAACAGUGGACUGGCUUAUUUUCAGUAUUUGCAGAAGCAAAUACACAUAGUGAUUCCAGUGAAAUUGUAGUAGAUAUAUAUAACAUUUUCGAAAAUCGUCCUCUUAUUAAAGCGUAUUUACAGUUUUUAAGAUCAGUGUUAGGCGAAAUGGCAAAAUUUAAUCUCAUUUUUCAAUCAAAUAAAAUGCUACUUCAUGAUCUAUUGCCAUCAAGUAAUAGAUUGUUAAGAUUUAUGGGUGAUUCUUUUAUAAAACCGCAUAUUAUAAGUACGGCGGAAUUACAUACAAUUAAUAUUUAUGAUGAGGGUAAUCUACUUGCAACAAAUGAAAUUAUUCUUGAUGAUCGAACUUUGACCAUUGUAAAUGAUAUAAAAAAUUCGAACAGACUUGAACAAAGUGAAAUAGAAGAAUUUUAUAUUAAUAUUAAACAAUUUUAUAAAGAAGCCUAUAAAGGUAUGGUAGAAAAAUUACCUUUUAAGGAAAAACUUUUACAGGCAUUAGAUUUUUUAGAUCCAAAUGUAGCAUUAAAUCUUUCGAGUCACAGGGAUCAAAUGUACCGCAUUUUAGAUAAAUUUCCUUCGAAAUUUAAUUCCGAUGACAUAUUUGAUGAAUGGCGUAGAUUAGGCUCUUAUUUUGAACCUGCUAAAAAAACAGAAUUAUGUCAAUUACAAAUUCCGACAUUUUGGCACAGCUUAAGAACAAUAAAAGAUCACGGUGGGCAAUACGAGUUCCAUAAUAUUGUUAAAUUAGCAGAACUGUGCAUGUCGCUACCACAUUCAAGCGCUGAUGUUGAAAGAUUUUUUUCUUCACUUAGACACAUAAGAAAAAGAAAUAGAAAUAAGUUAGAAACUCAGAUGAUCAGUGCACUCACGAGGAUCAAAUUGCAUUUAAUGAGUAGUGGUGUAAAUUGUGCAAAUUAUGAACUGCCUCCUGACAUGUUAGCAUUAUUUAAUUAUAAGAUGUAUGCCAAAGAACAUAUCCCACAAGAAGUAAAUGGUGUUUUAUUACCAGACGAGACUGAAAGUAGCGAUAGUGACUACAGCGAUGUAGUAGAUAUUUGUAGUUUGUAAGCAUAAUAAUAAUAAUAAUAGUAAUAAUAAUAACAAUAACGUGUACAUUAUCUCUGUAUAUAU